This is a messenger RNA of Talaromyces rugulosus, 882 nucleotides long. RefSeq lists its product as uncharacterized. The transcript has 5 exons. Lineage: Eukaryota; Fungi; Ascomycota; Eurotiomycetes; Eurotiales; Trichocomaceae. The record is from RefSeq and is a predicted model, not a curated record. The coding region runs from base 1 to 882 and encodes 293 amino acids.
AUGGCUCCCCGAAAGAAAUCGAAAUCCUUCCUCAAUACCGCUCGCAAGAAUGGCGCAGAUCAGCAUAGACAAGGGAUCAAUGGCGAAAGAGUGAAGGGCAUAGUCGAACCGCACACAACGAAACAAUACGAAUUCUGUACCGAGACGGGAAAAGACCCCGUGAGUAGCGCGUAUGACCUAGCGUCGCUCAAGGACUUUGCCCAUCAUCUAGCCCUGGGGAUGGAAGGGCGUCAUGACAAAGAUAUUGCAGGCCAGAACUCCGUGAUAGGAGUAUGGAAGCGGUUCACCGCCGGAUUCGACCGUGAUAAUGACGAUGCCAUCCCACAGCCCUUAAUGAACUCGGUGCUAAAUUAUCUUCAUAAGACGGUGUUCCCUGAGCGUGGGAACCCGGAGGUUAAGAGGCCGCGUAAUCAUGCAAGGAAAAAUCACUUUAUCCACCUCGGUCGACAGUUAUGGGAAAACGACUGGCACGAAUACCCAAAACCGAUCAUGAGAGUCAGCAUAUGGGCGCAAAUUUUAUUAUAUGUGUUUUCUUCUGCGAGGCUGUGUGAAUAUCUCGAAGGUGCAUCCCGCGCGAACUCUGGCCGAGGAUUGUAUUGUAGGAAUAUCACCUUUGGUGUCAUUCGAAAUGAACUUGGAGAACCCGAACUCGCCGCACAAGUGGUCAAGGAUACGAAGGGUAUGACUAAGAGGCCUAACAAACGACCAAAGCAUGAGGUCUAUGAAGGAUUAUCCACAAAACCACGAGCUCUUCUUCUCAACCCCAUGAUUCCGAUCCUUGCAAUGCUGAUCGCUUGCGGUAGACUACGUGAUUUUAACACCCUGGAUGAGGUGUUAGCAAUACCGGCUCCUCCUGAAGACGAAGUCUAUGCGCUCGAAUAG